GACAAGAAAGAUCCACAUUUUCUUCUCUUCUUUUUUGCUUUCUUCAAGUUUGAUUCUCUCAUUUCUUCCAAGUUCCAACGUUCUUUCCUUUUUUUCUUAUUUUUUUUCUUUGUUUUUUCCCCUACUUCUGCACUUGCUGUGUUUCCUUUUGCAAAUGGAAACAACUUCAUCUAGGUCCAGUAAUAAGAAAGAUCCUGGUUGGAAAUAUAAUUCUUUGAAGGAUCCUAGUAAACCCAAUUAUGUUACCUGCAAUUUUUGCAAUAAAACAACUACUGGGGGAAUCAAUCGAGCAAAGCAACAUCAGAUGGGGCGUUUGGGUAAUGCUACAGUUUGUCCAAAAGUCCCACAAGAGGUUAAGGAAGAGCUGUGGAAUUAUUACAACGAGAAAAAGUCUCAAAAAUCCACCGGCUCCUUAGGUUCUUUUCAGAUGUUUAAUUAUUUAGAAGAUUGUAGAAUCGGUGAUGAUGAUUUGGAUGAGGUUGAGUUAGUUGAGUUUAAUGCAAGUGGUAAACGGUUGUUGACUGCAAAAUUUGGGGCUAUAAUGCAGGGUAAUGGGAAGAAAACCAAAGGCCCGAUGGAUUUGUUUUUGAUGAAACCAGAAACUAUAGUUCAAAAAAGAAAAGAAAGCAAAAUGAGGCAAAUGAGUAUAAAAGAUAGUGAUCCAGAAGCAAGAGCUAGGACAGUUCAGUAUAUAGCUAGAUUUUUUUAUCAAGCUGGGAUCCCAUUUAAUGUAGCACGUUUAGAUAGCUUCAAAUAUAUGGUAGAAGCUAUUGGGAGGUAUGGUCCAAAUUUAAAGCCUCCUAGUUAUCAUGAGUUGCGGGUUCCAUUGUUGAAAAAGGAAUUGCAGCUUACAAAUGAUAUGCUAGAGGAUCACAAGAAGAAAUGGGCAAAGUAUGGUUGCUCAAUUAUGUCUGAUGGUUGGACAGAUAGAAGACAAAGAAGUAUAAUUAACUUUUUGGUGAACUGUCCAGCAGGCACAAUGUUUGUAGAAUCUGUUGAUGCAUCUUCUUACAUGAAAACAGGGGAUAGAUUGUAUGAGUUACUUGAUGCUUUUGUGGAGAGAAUUGGAGAGAAAAAUGUCAUUCAAGUGGUCACUGACAAUGGCAGCAAUUAUGUCUUGGCAGGCAAAUUGCUACAAGCUAAAAGAAAGAAUUUGUUUUGGACUCCAUGUGCAGCACAUUGUGUGGAUCUCAUUUUAGAGGAUAUUGGAAAGCUGCCAAUUAUAAAAAGAACCUUAGAGAGAGCCAUUUUUCUAGUUGGGUUUAUAUACAACCACACCUCUGCCUUAAGUUUGAUGAGAACUUUCACAAAAAAGAAAGAAUUAGUUAGGCAUGGGGUCACUAGGUUUGCUACAACCUAUCUUACUUUGGAAAGGGUUCACAAGCAAAAGCUUAACCUUAGAAAGAUGUUCACAUCAGAUGAGUGAAUGAAAAGCAAGUUUUACAAAGAAGCUAAGGGUAAAAGGGCUACUGAUGUUAUCUUGAUGCCUUCUUUUUGGAAUGAGAUUGUGUAUGCCCUUAAAGUUAUGGGUCCUUUAGUGG
Rubroshorea leprosula is the source of this 1541-nucleotide messenger RNA. The record is from the annotation of a GenBank genome assembly. Lineage: Eukaryota; Viridiplantae; Streptophyta; Magnoliopsida; Malvales; Dipterocarpaceae.